ACCGGCAGAUUGACUAUUGACUAGAGUCCACGGUGUGCGGUGUUGUUCAAGCUGAGAUACAAGGACAAACGAUGCAUUUUUAAGUAGAAUAAAUAUUACAUUUAUUUGUAGAUCUGUCCACUGUUAUUCAUAACUUUCGGUUACUGUUAUACUGAGUUUUCCUGUUUUGAGGACAGAGAAGGCUGUUAGCUUAGCCUUUUAGCUAGCUAACAUUAGCUACAGGCCAAAUCGUGUGUUUCAGCAAGCUGAACCAGCUCAACUCAAAAUGAAGUGUCAUUACGAGGUGUUGGGUGUCAAAAGGGACGCGACUGAUGAUGAUAUGAAGAAGGUAUAUCGGAAAUUAGCCCUGAGAUGGCAUCCAGAUAAGAACUUGGACAAUGCAGAUGAGGCAGCUGAGCAGUUCAAACUGAUCCAGGCAGCCUAUGAAGUCCUGAGCGACCCACAGGAGAGAGCCUGGUAUGACAACCACAGAGAGGCUCUCCUUAAAGGUGGGGUCAGCGGGGAGUAUGCUGAUGAAAGUGUUGACCUUGUUCAGUUCUUCACUGUCACCUGUUACUCUGGUUACGGGGAUGAAGAGGAGGGUUUCUACACAGUGUACAGGAACCUGUUUGAGUCCAUAACUACAGAAGAGAUGGAUCACAGUAAAGAGGAGGACGAGGAGGAAGAUGAGUUUCCUUCGUUUGGAGACUCUCAGAGUGACUAUGACACGGUUCACCUCUUCUACGCCUACUGGCAGAGCUUCUGCACACGGAAGAAGUUUGCUUGGAAGGAGGACUAUGACACGAGGCAGGCUUCCAACCGCUGGGAGAAGAGGGCCAUGGAGAAGGAGAACAAGAAGGUUCGAGACAAGGCCAGGAAGGAGCGCAGCGAGCUUGUGCGUCAACUGGUGGCGUUUGUGCGUAAGCGCGACAAGAGGGUGCAGGCCCACAAGAAGCUGGUGGAGGAGCAGAACGCUGAGAAGGCCAAGAAAGUGGAGGAGCUACGACGCAAGCAAAAGCUGUCCCAGGCCAAACUGGCGGAGGAUUACAAGGAGCAGAGCUGGGUAGCCAUGUCUGAGAUGGAGAAGGAGCUGCAGCAGAUGGAGGCUCAGUACGGAAAGGAGUUUGGAGACGUGUCAGAGAGCGAGGAGGAUGACCAGGGAAGAGGCGAUGAACAGAAAGAUGAGACCGAGGAACUCCUGGAUGACUAUUAUGAUGACCUGUACUGCCCUGCAUGUGACAAAUCCUUCAAAUCAGACAAGGCAAUGAAGAAUCAUGAGAAAUCAAAGAAACAUAGAGAGAUGGUGGUAUUACUACGGCAACAACUAGAAGAAGAGGAUGAGACCCUCGGUCUGAAGGAUGAGGAUGGGGAAGAGGAUGAUGAAGAACUAGAAGAAGCACCAAGACAAAAGCUGUCUAAAAAGCAGAAGAAGAAAAAGAGACAACAGCAAAAUGGGCGGAGCCCCACAGAGGAGGGAGUAGGGAAGGAUGUGUCCCCAGAGCCCCCCUCCACCCCCACAGAGGAGGUUGUAGGGAAGGAUGCGGCCCCAGGGCCCCCCACCACCCCCACAGACAAUAGCCCAGAGAGCCCUCUAUCAACACAGACCAGCGGUGAGGCAGAGGGCCCCCAGCCUGCCUCAGAGCCCCAGCAGGCAGCUGCGGACAAACCCUGUGAGGACCCAACAGAAGACGGACAGCAGGAGGAAGACCUCACAGCCACAGAACCAAAGAGCUCUGGAAAGACUAAGGGGAAGAAGAAUGGAGGAAAGGACAGCAAAAAGAAUGUCCAACCACAGGGAGGAGUGGAGAAAGGAGGAGCAGAGGAGCUGAACCUGCGCUGUGUGACCUGUCACUAUGAGUUCUCUACCAGGAACAAACUGUUUGACCACCUGAAGACAACAGGACACGCUACAGCCGUGUCACACGGUGGCAGUGCACCCGCCACGGUCAAGAGCAAGAAGGAGAAGAGGAAGAAUAGAUGAUGGGGGAUACAAGAGGGGCCAAAGACUAACACCAGCCACUGGGUUGCAGAGAUGGACUCUACUGUCUUACUAUAUAUUAUAGGAGGCCACUCAUGGUAUUGAAGGCCUGGAUUUGUUUGUUUUUUAAUGUUAAAGAUUGUCUGAAAAGGA
Oncorhynchus masou masou (cherry salmon) is the source of this 2110-nucleotide messenger RNA. RefSeq names its product DnaJ heat shock protein family (Hsp40) member C21 (gene dnajc21). The record is from RefSeq and is a predicted model, not a curated record. The coding region runs from base 266 to 1960 and encodes 564 amino acids. NCBI's taxonomy places the organism in Eukaryota, Metazoa, Chordata, Actinopteri, Salmoniformes, Salmonidae. Gene Ontology annotation, cellular component: cytoplasm. Gene Ontology annotation, molecular function: zinc ion binding; nucleic acid binding. The transcript is spliced from 12 exons.